Messenger RNA from Daucus carota subsp. sativus, 1614 nucleotides. RefSeq lists its product as uncharacterized. Gene Ontology annotation, molecular function: nucleic acid binding; zinc ion binding. NCBI's taxonomy places the organism in Eukaryota, Viridiplantae, Streptophyta, Magnoliopsida, Apiales, Apiaceae. The transcript is spliced from 2 exons. The coding region runs from base 1 to 1614 and encodes 537 amino acids. The record is from RefSeq and is a predicted model, not a curated record.
AUGAGGAUGCAUCUUCUCACCUUGGAUCCUAGCUACAUCAACUGUAUUGAGAAAGGACCACAUGUUCUAGUUAAAAUCAACACUGCCCUGAGACUUGAUGGAAGUGAAGCUGAAGAUGUUGAAGUGCCUAAAAAUCCUUCUGAGUUCACUAAGGAAGAUGAGAAAGAAGUGCACAAGGAUAACAAGGCUAUGAACAUUCUUUUCAAUGGUAUUGAUGAUGACAUGUUUGAUAGUGUUAUCAACUGUCCAACUGCAAAGGAAGUAUGGGACACUAUUCAAACUUUAUGUGAAGGCACUGAUCAAGUUAGGGAAAACAAAAUGCAGCUGUUUGUUCAACAGUAUGAGAGCUUUCACUCUAAAUCUGGUGAACCUCUAAAUGAUUUGUUUAACAGAUUUCAAAAACUGUUAAAUGGAUUAAAGUUGUAUGAUGAAGAACUGGAAAAGAACUCCAAGAGGGAGAAAACUGUGGCUCUUGUGGCAGAAAAAGAAGAAGAAAAGGAGAAGGCAUUAAAGUCUGUGAUUGCUGGAAAGACCUCAAGCAGCUCUGCUUGUGAAGGAAAGAAGGAUGAUGGAAAGAAGAAAGGAAAAGUCAUUGAGGAAGAUGAAGAACCUUCAGCUCAAGAUGAGCUAGAUGAUCUUGAUGAACAUCUAGCAUUUCUUUCCAGAAAAUUCUCCAAACUCAAAUUCAAAAGAAAUGUUGUCAACUCUAGACCAUUCAACAGAGGAAAUCAAUCCAAACCAUCUGGUAUGGUUGAUAGAUCAAAAUUCAAAUGCUUCAACUGUGGUCUACCUGGACACUUCUCUAAUGAGUGCAGAAGACCUUCUGCUGAAAAGAAAGGAUCCUCCUCAGAGAAUGUAGAUUACAGAAGAAAAUACUUUGAUCUACUCAAGCAAAGCAAGGAAAAGGCAUUCAUAACUGAGGAUGGUGACUGGGCUGCUGAUGAAGGUGAUUCUGACAUUGAGGAGCAUGUCAAUCUUGCUUUGAUGGCAAUUGGAGAUGAUGCUGAUUCUUCCACCACCAGCAAUGGACAGGUAAAAACAACCAACACAGCUGAUCUCACUAAAUCUGAAUGUAAACAAAUCAUUGAUGACAUGUCUAAUGAAAUCUAUAACCUUAGAGUCUCUCUUAAAUCUCUGACAAAAGAAAAUGUUAGAAUUAAAGGGACUAAUGAUUUGCUUGCUGAAGAAAAUGGAAAGCUUAAAACUGAAUUAAUCCAAAUGGAUAAAUUCAAAAAGGCUUCUGAGCUUGCCAAAGAUGAGUUGUUGGCUGUUCUAAAAAGAGAAGAGAUUCUCAAAAAGCAAUUGGAAAGGGAACAAGAAAUUAUUGCUAAAUGGAAGGAUUCUAGGAAUGUUCUUGAGAAAAUGUGCUCCACACAAGUUCUUGAGGAAACUUGUAAAAGUGUCUGGAGAAAGAACAAAAAACUGUUAGAUGAAUCUGAUCUCGUAGUGGAUAGUGAUCAUCCAUUGAUAGAUUCUCAAUCAAUGGAUGAAAGCUAUCCAUCAAAGAAUCAAACAGCAGUUGAUGAAAACAAACUCAAAAAGUUGGAUAAAAAGUAUGGGCCCAUCAAUAAGAACUUUGUGAAGGAAUCUGGUAGUUCCAAGAAGAUUGAAUAA